Molecule: messenger RNA, 1758 nt
Organism: Racocetra persica
Lineage: Eukaryota; Fungi; Glomeromycota; Glomeromycetes; Diversisporales; Gigasporaceae
Source: the annotation of a GenBank genome assembly
AUGGGUAGAGUUGCUGGCAGUAUUCGUGGUUAUAGCAUUGCCACGAUUACCAAAGCCGGAGCACAAUUUAUUCAUGAUUUUGAGGGAACCAAUCCUUCGGGACUGGGCAACCAAAUAUUAGAUUACAGAAACACAGGAUAUAAUGCUGCUGAAGCCCGCCAGGCUUAUGAUAACGGAACUGAGGUAAUUUCUUAUACUUCUCGCGGACAAACUACUGAUGAGGUUAAUCCUCUUAUCCAUUCGAAAGAUGAUUUAGAUAUUGCACAUAACAUUUUUAACUUUAUUGAGAACGCCCCGGAAUAUAUGUUGAUUGAUAUUAGUGAAGAGGGAGAAAAUAAUCUAGCAGCCGUAUUUACCGCCGCGGCGAAUCGAGCUUAUGACAUUUUUCUAAAUUCUCUGCAAACCGCACCGGAUCUGGCCACGCUAAAUCAUUGUUCUGCAAUGACAAAUAACUUAGAUUAUGAUAAACUUACAGAGGGAAGAAAUCAAGCCACUUUACAAGCGGCCUACGCCACCCGCGAAGCGGUGCUUAAUCCGGUCAACCCAGGUGGGGGCGGAGGUGGAGGCGGCGGCCCUUAUGUCCCUCCAGUAAAUCCCAAUCCGGGUAAUCCCGGUGGCUUUACGGCUGCUUCGCAAACACAAACGUCAACUAACAAUAACGAACAAACAACGGAAAAUCAAGUUCCAACCAGCACUCCAACUUCUUCAUCAACUACUAACCCAGAUUCCAACUCAACUGGUAGUUCUUCGGGCGAUUCAUCUGCCCCGGGCGGUGGUUAUUCCGGCAGUUUCGGUGGAGGCUAUUCUAGCAGCAGCAGCGGAACAAAAAAAAUUAAUCGUUUAGAAGACACCUUAGCCGAAACCCCCACCUUAUCUCCCGAAGAAGUAGAAAAAAAUAUUCAACAAUUAAAUGAGAUUGAAAAAGUUUCCACUCAAUUAACCAACGAACCGACUAAUGAAAUCCUUAAUCCUGAAAAAGAAGAAAUUCAAAAUAAAUCUAUUAACUUACAAAUUGAAUUAAUUAAAAAGAUUCCAGAUUCCGAAAUUGUAAAAGCUCGCCAAAUUGCCUAUGAAAUAGUUAUAAAAUAUGCUAAUCAGCAAGGUUUAACUAAUUACUCUUAUGAUAAAAGCCAAUUAGAACAAUUAACUACUAGUGCAGCCAUCGCCCAACAGGUUCGACAAACUAUUGAGCAAAUUCAACAGCAAAAAUUACAAAGAGUUAGAGCAGUUUUAGUAGUGGCUACUCUAGGAACCGCUGCUUGGUAUUUAAAUAAAAUUCCUACUUCCAAAGGAACUAAAACGCCUCCUAAAAAAAACCAUAAAUCUUAUAAUCCCAAAAAUCUCGGAGUGAAAAAAUUUGGAGGAGAACGGGUCAAAAGCGGUAAUAUAAUUUUGCGGCAAAGAGGAAGUAAAUACGAACUAGGAAAAAAUGUUUAUUUUGGCAAAGACUAUAGUAUCCAUGCUGGCAUUGAUGGCUGUGUAGAAUAUUAUAAAAGUCGAAAGAACAAAACAUUUGAUAAAAAAUGCUUAGCCAACCUCAGUCGGGAUAAUUUUCGCCAACAUACAGAGAAAUUUUUUCCAGCCUUACAGAAAAUUUUGUCUAAAAAUGGUUACUCUUUAAAAGACAUUGGAGAAAUUUACUUUACUGAUUUACCUGGGAGCCAAACCGGACAACGAAUUAGUUUAGCCUUUGUGCUUGCUUUGCAAGUGUUAAAUCCCCGGAUUAAAAUUUAUCAUCUUAACAGUUUACUUUUUCAG